AUGGUUGUCCCUUUCUUUAAUGCUUGGGCGGUGCCGAAGGCUCAAACCUGCCCUCAUUGCGCAAAAGAGCUGCCCGCUCAAGAAAAUGCGAUAAAUGGAUGGCUGGCUACGAGCCAGCGGCCGUAUUCCAACCGUCAAUUGGCGUGUUCGUAUUUUGGGUUCAUGAUCCUUGUCGCCAGCUUCUGGAUGUUCUACGCACUCGUCAUCCUUGCCGCUUUUUCGCCGCCCGGCGCUACCGUAUACUCUAAUGGCACCCUCGAAGACCAGGCAAAAGCCCUCCGCGCCGGCCCGGCCAUCUUCAUCUCCAUGCUAAUUCCCGUCCUCCCGGCUACCCAUUUCGAGAUCAUUGAUUCCGCCCUACAUCACGGCACGAUGGUCGCUCUAUUCAAGCCACAGAAAGUGCAUCCUCCACGGACGUCUCCGCGCCGGCCGCAGUUGUUGCCACCAGAGGCCAAUCCAGUAAUUGCGAAGCAUGUUGAGACGCAACAGCCGUGGAACCCGGAAUUGGCAAAGAUCCUACUUGUGAUUGCGUCUAUUGUCGUGAUUUGCUGGAUGUUCGCUGCUUUCUUCUUGCAACAGUCUAUGCAAUCAACCCGUUUUGCCGAUUCUCCAACAGUGAUUCCGCCCCACAGCACCCACGAUGGUCGCUCUAUUCAAGCCACAGAAAGUACAUCCUCCACGGACGUCUGGGCCUCAGCCGCAGUUAUUGCCACCAGAGGCCAAUCCAGUAAUUGCGAACCAAGUUGCGGUAAAAAUUUU
Mesorhabditis spiculigera is the source of this 759-nucleotide messenger RNA. The record is from the annotation of a GenBank genome assembly. NCBI's taxonomy places the organism in Eukaryota, Metazoa, Nematoda, Chromadorea, Rhabditida, Rhabditidae.